Molecule: messenger RNA, 3968 nt
Organism: Cebus imitator (Panamanian white-faced capuchin)
Lineage: Eukaryota; Metazoa; Chordata; Mammalia; Primates; Cebidae
Product: zinc finger protein 227
Exons: 6
Coding region: 1033-3555 (840 amino acids)
Biological process (GO): regulation of transcription by RNA polymerase II
Molecular function (GO): DNA-binding transcription factor activity; RNA polymerase II cis-regulatory region sequence-specific DNA binding
Source: RefSeq, a predicted model, not a curated record
AAGUGCUGGGAUUACAGGCGUGAGCCACCGCGCCUGGCCGGUUUGAUUUCUUCUACGUGAAGUACGCAGUGGCACUAAAACAAGUUUGCAGGUGUAGAACGAAGGCAAUUCAUUACAUAAUGAUAGGCAACUAACUUAGGUUAACAUAUGACUGUUGCUAUUCGACCCAGAUGUUUGCUGUCUGCAGAGCUCAAGGAUUUUAUCACAUGCCUUAUCUAUUGCCUUCUGCUACAGUGCGCAGAAGGCUGGAAUCCUGCCUGAUUGGGAAUUUCUUACGACCUUCAUUGUGUUACAGAAACUUACAGUUAGCUAUAGAGACGAAGAAUACAAUAAUUUAUAAACUUCUUACAAAGCAGGAUACAAUCCCACAAGAGGGGGAAGGAGUCAGGGAAGUUUGCUUAUAAAAGAAAACUUUAAUUUCUGCCUUUCAUUCCUGCAUUUUUAUUUGUUUUUCUGUAGCAGGACACGCCACAGACAAAACCUCUUGGACACCAGGUUUGUGAAGGAAGUGGCUUUUUAUUCAGCUGGGAGUCUCAGCAGACUUGCAUCUCAAGAACUAGGCUCCCUGGCUAGAAAAUCCUGGCCUCUUUGAAAGCCUCACAAUCUUAGAGGCUACAUGUGAGAGGGUCGUGAUCAAUGAGCGCGAAGAGGGCGCCACCUGGAAGUUCUUCCUCCUGGGAGUUCUGGGAAACGUAUUCCAGAACUCUGUCCGGAAACAGUUGGGCCGCAGGCGCGCGAGGCUUCUGGGAAGGGUAGUUAAGGAGCUCCGGACAGGCAGAGCCACUUCCGCCCCGGAAAGCGAGGCCGCCACCAUCUUUUGGGUCCGGGAGGUGAGUCAACGUUACACCCCCAGGGCCCUUCUGAAGCUUUCCAGCCUGCGCGUGGCGCUCCCCAGCCGUCAGUCUUAGGAUGGAGAGGUUGCGGCCGCGGGCGGAGGCCGAGAGGCCAAGGGCGGAAGUUUGCUCUCAUCCCGCACUUGGCGAGCUGCGCCGCUACUUCUGUAGGAAGGAUUGAGUCAUCAGACUCCAGUGCAUGGGAAUGUUUACUGUGGCGUUUAUAAGGGAUAGAGACUCCAUCGUGCUAACUCAAGGCAUCCUUUUUUUUUUUUUUUCACCGCCUCCGAAUUCGCAAAGAGGAGGAGGGAGGGACUUCGUUCCUUCUUCCAGCAUAGCCCAGAAGGCUGUGACAUUCAAGGAUGUGGCUGUGGUCUUCUCCAGUGAGGAACUACGACUGUUGGAUCUUACACAGAGGACGUUGUACCGAGAUGUCAUGGUGGAGAACUUCAAGAACUUGGUUGCCGUGGGGCAUCUUCCCUUCCAACCAGAUAUGGUAUCCCAACUGGAAGCAGAAGAAAAGCUUUGGAUGAUGGAAGCAGAAACCCAAAGAAGUAGGUAUUCUGGCAAGAACCCUGCGGCUGUUCUUUCAGGCAGCAAGCAUCAAAAUAAGAUGGAGACUCUCCAAAAAUUUGCAUUAAAAUACCUUUCAAAUCAAGAACUGUCCUGCUGGCAGAUCUGGAAACAGGUUGCAAAUGAAUUAACCAGGUGUCUACAGGGAAAGAGUUCCCAGUUAGUACAAGGUGACUCUAUUCAGGUUUCUGAAAAUGAGAACAAUAUAAUGAACCCUAAAGGAGAUAGCUCUAUUUAUAUUGAAAAUCAGGAGUUUCUAUUUUGGAGAACCCAGCAUUCUUGUAGGAAUACGUAUCUGAGUGAGUCACAGAUUCAGAGUAGAAGUAAACAAAUUGAUGUGAAAAAUAACCUGCAUAUACAUGAAGACUUAAUGAAGAAAUCAUCAUGUCAUGAGCAUAUUAAAACUGACACAGAACCGAAACCCUGCAAAGGUAAUGAAUGUGGCAAAAUCAUUAGUGAUGGCUCCAAUCAGAAAUUACCCUUAGGAGAGAAACCCCAUCCAUGUGGUGAGUGUGGAAUGGGUUUCAGUUAUAGCCCAGGGCUUCCCCUUCAUCAGAAUGUUCACACAGGAGAAAAAUACCUCAGUCAAAGCUCACAUCUGCAAACUCAUCAGAGAAUUCACCCGGGAGAGAAACUCAAUAGAUAUUAUGGAUCUGGUGAUUGCUUCAGUAAGAGCUCUUUCCAUUUUUAUCAAUCUAAUCAUACAGGAGAGAAGUCCUAUAGAUGCGACAGCUGUGGCAAAGGAUUCAGUAGCAGCACGGGUCUUAUCAUUCAUUACAGAACUCAUACUGGAGAGAAACCCUAUAAAUGCGAGGAAUGUGGUAAAUGCUUUAGUCAAAGUUCAAAUUUUCAGUGCCAUCAGAGAGUCCAUACUGAAGAAAAACCAUACAAAUGUGAAGAGUGUGGUAAGGGCUUCGGCUGGAGUGUUAAUCUCCGUGUUCACCAGAGGGUCCACAGGGGUGAGAAACCCUAUAAAUGUGAGGAGUGUGGUAAGGGCUUCACUCAGGCUGCACAUUUUCACAUCCAUCAGAGAGUCCACACUGGGGAGAAACCCUACAAAUGUGAUGUGUGUGGUAAGGGCUUCAGCCACAAUUCACCAUUAAUAUGCCAUCGGAGAGUCCACACUGGAGAGAAGCCAUACAAAUGUGAGGCGUGUGGGAAAGGCUUUACACGUAAUACAGAUCUGCAUAUUCAUUUCAGAGUUCACACGGGAGAGAAACCCUAUAAAUGUAAGGAGUGUGGUAAGGGCUUCAGUCAGGCUUCAAAUCUUCAAGUCCAUCAGAAUGUCCACACUGGGGAAAAACGAUUCAAAUGUGAAACAUGUGGGAAGGGCUUCAGUCAGUCCUCAAAGCUUCAAACCCAUCAGAGAGUCCACACUGGAGAGAAACCAUACAGAUGUGAUGUGUGUGGUAAGGACUUCAGUUACAGUUCAAAUCUUAAACUACACCAAGUAAUUCACACGGGAGAAAAACCAUAUAAAUGUGAGGAAUGCGGAAAGGGAUUUAGUUGGAGAUCAAAUCUUCAUGCGCAUCAAAGAGUUCACUCAGGAGAGAAACCCUAUAAAUGUGAGCAAUGCGAUAAAAGCUUCAGUCAGGCCAUAGAUUUUCGGGUACAUCAGAGAGUCCAUACUGGAGAGAAGCCAUACAAAUGUGGUGUCUGUGGUAAGGGCUUCAGUCAGUCCUCUGGUCUUCAGUCCCAUCAGAGAGUCCACACGGGGGAAAAGCCAUACAAAUGUGAUGUGUGUGGAAAGGGCUUUAGAUACAGUUCCCAGUUUAUAUACCAUCAGAGAGGCCAUACUGGAGAAAAACCUUACAAAUGUGGAGAGUGUGGAAAAGGUUUUGGUAGGAGCUUGAAUCUUCGCCAUCAUCAGAGGGUCCACACAGGAGAGAAACCCCACAUAUGUGAGGAGUGUGGUAAGGCCUUCAGUCUCCCCUCAAAUCUUCGAGUCCAUCUGGGUGUUCACACCAGGGAAAAGCUCUUUAAAUGUGAAGAGUGUGGUAAAGGCUUCAGUCAGAGUGCACGUCUUCAAGCCCAUCAGAGAGUCCACACUGGAGAAAAACCAUACAAAUGUGACAUAUGUGAUAAGGACUUCCGUCACCGGUCACGUCUUACAUAUCAUCAGAAAGUCCAUAUUGGCAAAAAGCUUUAGAAAUGAGAAGUGUGUUACCAACUUCCGUCUGAAUGCACAUAUUCAAGUUUUUGGAGAGUCCAUGCUAGUGGUAAACCCUAUAAAAGUAUUGGGAGUGGAAGGGGAUCUUUCUAACAAAUCCAUCAAGAUGACAUAGAAUCAUGAACAGGAAUAGAAUUCGUAUUUAGGGGAGAAAUAGAGCUGUGGCUCUCUUGGUAAGAUCUAGUUAUUAUAAAUGAUCAUCUUUCAAUGUGAAUAUAUGCCUGAAGAUAAUGUGUGGAAGGAUAUUUGCCAUAUGCUAACUGGUUUUUUGGCCAGGGAGAGUUUUGGGUUAUUAUUCCUGUAAUUGCCAUUUUAUACUUACGGUGAUCAUUAUUUUCACUAAAAGCUGUAAAGCUUUGAAAAAUGAAUAAAAUUAUUAAAAAUUUUCUGUA